AUGGCCGGCUCCCGUCCCCGUAAUGACUCACUGUCAGGCAAAUCAUGGGUCUCCUCGCCUGCAGCUGGCGGCGACGAGGAAACAUCCUCCUUGCUGGGAACUGGUUUGACUACUCGACAUCUUGAGGCUUUUACGCGCAAAGUCUCUACCACCGCUAGCCAUCUCAUCGGCCCAAAACAAGACACUCCCAGCGGAGCACACUAUCAUUCUGCGGUCAAUGACAUCCACAAAGAGCUGCGACGCCCGUCCAUGCAACGGAGAAUGUUUUCUCUCUCCCAGACCACUCCGACAGACCUCGUCCGAUCCAAACUAUCUACCUCCGAAAUCCAAAAUCGCGCCAUUUCCGCUCUUCCAGAUGAACUGUUAGUGAAUAUUCCGGAGGGCACGAGCUCAUACUCCUUGUUCCAGGGAUUUCAGGCCUCCAUGCCAGAAGAUGAACACGAGCACAGGAAAUCACACCGGAGGCGAAGCUCACGUGCGCACAAAUUAUUGGAUAGUGCGGGAUCGGUUGCGGGGACAUUACCACCUACUAUCUCUUCAUUAAAGAAGGACCGGGAUACGUUCAGUCGAAGACUAGAAAUGAUGGGGAUAAGGAAAAACAUGUGUAGCGCGGAAAUUCACGAAAUAGAUAACAAGAUUGCGAAUUUGCACAGUAUGCGGAAAAUUGUGCUGGACCGUCUAGCGCGGCUUGAGAUGGAUGAGGCGGAUUUGGAACAUGACUUGGUUCAAUUAGAUAACAAACUUGAGGAUAUGGAGGAGGAAGCAGCAACGUCCCCGGACACGCCGAAGACGAAUGAUGCUACAGACCCUUCAGUCGCAUCCGACACACAAGCCAUGGAUGCGUCUUUUAUGUCGAAGUCAAUCUAUGAGAAACUCCCAUCUCCCAAGACCUGGAAAAACAAAUCAUCCAGAAAGAGAUCUAUGCCCGUUCUCCACGAGCAUUUCGAGCCGGGCUCCCUAAUGAAAGAAAUAGAAGCACAUAAUGACAUGAUAUCCGCGAUCGAUUUUGAUGUCCCCUUUGGAACAAUGGUCAGCGCCGCGUUAGAUGACACAGUCCAAGUCUGGGAUCUAAAUUUGGGCCGAUCUAUGGGAUUCUUAGAAGGUCACCAUGCCUCCGUGCGUUGCUUACAGGUCGACGAUAACCUCGUCGCCACGGGGUCCAUGGAUGCAUCGAUCCGGCUAUGGGAUCUCAGCCGCGCAAAAUAUAUCCCCCGGGAUAAUCGCAUUGGCAAAGACGGCACCGACGACCAGGAGGAUGACGAUGAUGGGCUUGGAUACGAAGACACGGCCGCUGCACCUCCACCACUCUCUCCCCGCAGCAUGGAAGAGUGCCACUUGUUCUCAUUAGAAGCGCAUGUCGACGAGGUUACAGCCCUGCAUUUCCGCGGCAACACACUCAUAUCGGGAUCAGCGGAUAAAACACUACGACAGUGGGAUUUGGUAAAGGGCCGCUGCGUCCAGACACUCGAUGUACUCUGGGCUGCAGCACAGGCAUCAGCGUUGUCCUCCAAUGAUAGCCCGUGGCGACCGACUGGUCGGUUGCCGGAUACUUCAGCGGAUUUUGUCGGUGCUGUGCAAUGUUUCGAUGCGGCAUUGGCAUGCGGGACGGCGGACGGAAUGGUUCGACUGUGGGAUUUACGCAGUGGACAGGUCCACCGCAACCUCUUUGACGAUGUGCAUUUGGUUACUGGGAGUAUGGAUCGGAGCAUACGGAUCUGGGAUCUACGAACUGGCUCCAUACAUGACGCGUACGCAUACGACCAUUCCGUAACCAGCAUGAUGUUCGAUACGCGCCGCAUCGUGGCCGCCGCAGGCGAAGACGUGGUGAAAGUCUACGACAAGACGGAAGGGCGGCACUGGAACUGCGGCGCAGGAGUGACUGCCGAGGAAGAAGGCAGGACGACGUCGAUUGUCCAGCGCGUGCGGAUCAAGGAUGGGUACCUGGUUGAGGGCCGGAAGGAUGGAGCGAUUGGGAUCUGGACCUGCUGA
Paracoccidioides brasiliensis Pb18 is the source of this 1989-nucleotide messenger RNA. Its product is annotated as mitochondrial division protein 1. The coding region runs from base 1 to 1989 and encodes 662 amino acids. Gene Ontology annotation, molecular function: protein binding. The record is from RefSeq and is a predicted model, not a curated record. Gene Ontology annotation, biological process: negative regulation of transcription by RNA polymerase II. Gene Ontology annotation, cellular component: transcription repressor complex; nucleus. The transcript has 6 exons.